AUGAGCAUCAACUUAGAAUCGAACCCCUUCGAAGAAAUUAGAAAGAAAAACCAACAAAAUACCCUUAAUUCAACUCUAACAAGGCCAGUUAGUCAAUACGAUUCAAUUGAUCCUAUAAUUGAUCAUCUACACUCAAAAGAGUUUAUAAGUUUGUCUCCGAAGAAUAAAAAAUCUGUAACUUCGCUUAAUAAGACGUACCAAUCGAUAAGCUUGAACAGCACUAUAAAUCCUAUUUAACUAAGAACUAAAGCAAAGCCUUAGUAUAAAAAACUCCUUAUUGAUAGUUUAAUAAAGCCAAAUAUCUUCAGAGAAAAAAUUACAAUAUCAAAAAGUAAAAAGAAAAAGAAGAAUUUCAUUAAGGUAGAAAGGGAUACUUUGAUGACUAAGUACGUAGAUGAAGGACUAAGAAACUAAAACAUAAAAAUAGAAGCCUUGUUAAGAGCGAAUUCUGAAUUUCAAACAGUCAAGAAUACCCCUGUUACCUCACAGACGACUAUUUUAAUUCCUAAUUCGAAGAAUUCAAAACAUCAUGAGAAUUUAAUUCAAAAUUAGAACAUAAACUAUUCGAACAUUAUGAUGCCUUUGACCUAGAAUUCUGUACUGUAAAGUGAUUAUAUAAGAUCUUAGAACAUUCCUAUCAGCACAAUCAAUAAAGCUAAGUAUGAAGAUUAGCAGCAAGCAUUGCUGAUGAAUAAAUACUAGAGUUUGAAUCAGUAUUUUGACAGAUGCUCUCAAAUAGGAAUCAGGACUACAGCACCCUCAUCCAAGAAUAGUCUUCAUAUUAAGUAAUUCAAAUUCUUGCUUUUUUAAUAAAUUUGA
Molecule: messenger RNA, 819 nt
Organism: Stylonychia lemnae
Lineage: Eukaryota; Ciliophora; Spirotrichea; Sporadotrichida; Oxytrichidae
Source: the annotation of a GenBank genome assembly